Messenger RNA from Meloidogyne enterolobii, 661 nucleotides. The record is from the annotation of a GenBank genome assembly. Lineage: Eukaryota; Metazoa; Nematoda; Chromadorea; Rhabditida; Meloidogynidae.
AAAAAUGAUCUCGAAAUUAAUAUUUUUAAUUAUUUUUGUUUAUAUUUUUUGCUUGUCAGAAGGUCAACAAACAUCUGGGCAAACAGAAUUACCCAAUUGUUUAAAUAAAAUUUCAUCUUCUGUUUGUGAUCCUAAUGGAGUUCUUAAUUCUACACAGUUACGCAAAUUAAGGAAGGCUUUGGUACAGGCUGAGCAACAAACUGUGCAGGAAGGAUAUUCCUACAAUGCUUCUCAACGUUCAACUUGUGGGAGAAAAGGAAUUAAAGUACCUAUUGUUUUGCUAAAAUCAGGCAAUGAAGUAGAGGCAGCAGAAACAGAAAAUACACUUCUUGGCUCUAUUAUGCAAUGGAGUUUAAAUAAUAAUUGUGAUAGAGUCGUAGUUCUUUUACAAAGUGUUUCUGAGAAAGUAGAGGAGCGCCGUUUUUGGGCUGGGAGAAAUUGGAAUGUUAAUUUAGAACCUAGUGAAGUUGUUGAACUUUAUAAAAAUGAACAUCCACUAAUUCAAAAAUCGGAUUAUGUUGAAGCACUUGUAAACAUUAUUAAUGCUAUAGCUAAAAUAGUUUCUGGAAGAACUGGCCCAGCAAGAAAUGUGAAAGCUACAAUUUUAAGUGAUAAACCUCAAGUAGCUUCGGGAGCAGAGAGUAAUACUGCACAAAAUUAA